AUCUGGGAUUCUCGUUCAUUCGUGGCGGGGCUUAGCAGAAACGAAACACAAUAUUAUUUAGUUUAGAAUUAUUUUUUUCAUUAGAAAUAGCUCAGUUAAUUAAAUGUGAAAAGUUUUAUGUAUAAAAAAUGUUUAGUGAAACUGUGCCCCGGCCUGGAUCCUUGGAAUAUGCACCGAAGCUAUUGGGGUCAAUGCUAACAUAGCAUGCUAGCUCGUUAGGCUAGGCUUCACUGGUGGUUAUGGCUGAACCCAAAUCGGCUGAACCAUUCUUUCGCCUCUAACAGUAACCCGCGCAAGAGUUAGCUAGAAGAUAUAGUCAUUAUUUAUUAGCAGCGUUUGUGCUUUAAAGCCGAUUUAACUGCAAUUUCAUAGUGACGCUUGCUGAAUAGUUUGGCUAGCGCUAGCUCAUUUAAGGCGCUAACAUGAAGUUGUAGCUCGUCACCAAACCGCUUCUGCCUCGCAGACUAACGGCAUUGUGUGGUACGUAGCCCCGACUCGCUAACAACUACACUACAAAGUUGUAGUGUUACAUGUAAUGAUAAUACAGACUGUUUUCGUUGACCAUAUCGCUGUAUAUUACGCCAAAGUACAACACUGUUAUGGUCAAACUCUUUGUUGAGUAGCAAACUGACGAGGGGGCCUCUGUCUGUAAGUUCGUAGCCUGAUUUGGUAGAAUUGUUUACCAAUCAUGUAAUAGCUGCUGGGGUCGGACGUCAGUAAUGUAGCAUUACUGAACCAGUCGGCCAUUUGACGUUCACGGAUCGGCGACAGACUGCGCCUCCCAGCAACAUGAACAACUCUGGCAUCAUGCCCCAAGAAAAGAUGGAGCUGGAUCUGGAGAUCCCAUCCUCCUUAGUCCAGGUCGAUGGACCCCUGAGGAGAUCCAACAGCGCUCCCAUGAUCAAUGGCUUGAGUGAUAACUCCCAGGUGUUCCACAGAGAGGUCCUACGCAGUCGCAGAAACAGCACCACAGUUGUCAACAGGCCCAACAUGGUCCCAUCGUCACCCAUCCGUGUCCCCAGCACCAGACUUCACCAGAUAAAACAAGAGGAGGGAGUGGAUGUCAUGAACAGGGAAACUGCACAUGAACGGGAAGUUCAAGCUGCCAUGCAGAUGAGCCACUCCUGGGAAGAAAGUCUUAGUCUGAGUGACAACGAUUUGGAGAAAGUGGCGUCUUCGUCGCCAAAGCGGAACGACUUUGUGCCCGUGUCGCCGGCACCAUCCCCAACCAGAGGAAUAAGAAAGAAGCAGUGUUUCUCUCCUUCGCUCCAAAUCCUGGUGAGCUGCAACGGUUUGACGCCCAGCCCGAUACCCAGCCCCACACGCAGGUUCAGCAGGCGAAGUCAGAGUCCGAUCAACUGCAUCCGAGCCAGCAUUCUGGGCCCAAUGAAGCGUAAAGGUGAGAUGGAGACAGAGAGUCAACCAAAGAGACUCUUCCAGGGCACCACUACCAUGCUGUCUUCAGACGCCUCCAAUCUGUCAGAUCUCAGUUCCUGUCACUCACCAGACCUGCUGGACGGCAGUCUGAGCAGCAUCAGCUCCUCCACCGACUCCCCGGGGAAGAUGGAGGGCGUGUCCCCUUCCUCGUCCAGCAACUCUCCCUUCGCCUCGCUGCAGGAUCUGUCCCCGAAGUGAAGGCAGCAGAUAACAUGAAGGAGAACGGGACCCUCCCCGUUGAGAGGGACGCGGUUUGUGGGGGUCCAGACCCCCGCCCCCCCUCCUCCCCUCUCAGCGCAUCCGUUCAUUUCUGUGAGUUCACCAUAAUUUCCUCACGGCUGCUUUUCAUGAACUCGUCUGAGGUUGGGGGUGGAGGGAAUGACUGAAGACACUGUGAGCACCAGCUGCUAGUUGGGUGUGUUGGAUGGUGCUUUGCUUCAUAGUGGAGUCGUCGCUAAAACUGGCUUUCCUGCACACCUGUCCCACCAGUGACCACACGAGCACUGGACAAGACAUUUUGGAUGUGUACAUUUCCCUGUUAUGUGCUGGAAAGGCUUCUUUCUGUCGAAAGUCUGCAGAUUUUUUUGUAAAAAAACAAACAAAAAAUAUUUAACUUAUUUUGUCUUUUUGCUUUGUAUUGAUGUACAUAUGGUCAUAUUUAGUUUGGCGUCGCGUUUCUCUGCGGGCUACAUCUAUGGAGAGUUCCUGUCGUACUUUAAGAAGUGUGGAGAAAGUUUCCAGAAUAUUUUUUAUCAGCUGUGAACUGUGGUGUUUUGUUUUUUUAUUUUUUCCCAUGAUGCCCCACUCCCCACCUUCAAAUGAAAUGUGGUCAUUCCAGGUUCGACACUAAAGCUAUCCUGCUUUUUUUCCAGUUCUUUUCCCAGGAUGAGAAUGAAUUAGUUCUUUCUGGCAAAGUGUUCUUAUUUAUAAAGAGAAAAAAAUAGUAAAAUUUGGUGAUGAUAGAGUUCAAACUGCUGUGAUGGAAAAAUCAAAUGCAUAUAUCUAUAAAUAUGUAAAGCAAGAAUGAGUUGAGGUUGUGCCAUCAGCUGCUGUGGUUAUGUUGAUCAAAAAAAAGAAAACUUGCUGCACAGGAUGCUGCAAGUGUUUCAGUUGGUGUCUUAAGAAGCGAAAACAUCCCAACUAUUGUGGGGGGGUUUAAGCUUGCACUGUGACAUUUGCACCGCCGUCAGUCGCCAUGGCAACCUGGUCCCCACCUGUGUAACUUUCCCAAACCUUUUAAGGCUCCGUAACAUGUUUAUAUGUAAAAAAGAGGAAGUGAUUGUAAAUCAUUGUAUGAAAGUGUGCGCUUUUAUUUAAAGAUUUUUUUUUUUUGUAUUGAAUGUCUGCUUUAUUCUGACUCAUGAAGUGGCACAAGGUCUGUUGUUUUUUUUUUUUUUCUCCACUAAAAUUCUUUCAUUUUUUUGACCCAUCCUGCAAAGUGUUGAAGGCAGCAGUUUUGUGGUUGUAUGUCUGACUCAAACUUUGCUGCCUUCGCUUGCGUUCUGUCAGACGUCAGGAGUUAAUAAAUUAUUUCAUGGUUUGGCUGGAAA
Oryzias melastigma (Indian medaka) is the source of this 2987-nucleotide messenger RNA. RefSeq names its product family with sequence similarity 122B (gene pabir2). The coding region runs from base 790 to 1635 and encodes 281 amino acids. Gene Ontology annotation, molecular function: protein serine/threonine phosphatase inhibitor activity. The record is from RefSeq and is a predicted model, not a curated record. The transcript has 10 exons. NCBI's taxonomy places the organism in Eukaryota, Metazoa, Chordata, Actinopteri, Beloniformes, Adrianichthyidae.